GUUGUCAUGUUUUAGAUGACGUCAGCUGAUGAAAUUGUGUCGGCCAUGUUGGAUCACAUGACUAAUCCUGACAACAGCACUCACCUCAAGAUUCCACAAGGAAGCAAAGUCGCCCUGAUGGUCAACAACCUGGGAGGAACAUCCUGUCUGGAGCUGGGCAUUGUGGGAAGGGCAGCCAUUCAAUACCUGGAGAGUAGAGGAGUAGCAGUGCAGAGGGUGUACACUGGGUCAUUCAUGACAUCACUGGAGAUGGCAGGAGUGUCGCUCACUGUGCUACAUCUGGAUGAUACCCUUAUGGCCUGUCUAGAUGCUGAUACCAGUGCCCCAGCAUGGCCAAGACAUUCAGGCCUUGACAGAACCUCUGAUGUGUACAUCCCUGCACCACAGCACAUACAAGCAGAGGAGGGGGGGACAACCUCAGGACAGACCAUCCAAACAGACCAAGCUCAGCUUCUGGAGAAAGUGGUCCAGCGAGUGUGUGACAGAUUGAUCGACAGCGAAGAACAACUGAACAGUCUGGACAGGGCUUCAGGGGACGGUGACUGUGGAAGUACCAUGGCCAGGGGGGCAAAAGAGAUCCUGGCAUCCCUGAGCCUUCUGCCUUUCUCCUGUCCACAUGCCCUUCUGCUGAACCUGGCUGCUAUUGUGGAGAAGGAUAUGGGCGGGUCAUCUGGUGCACUGUACAGCCUGUUCCUGACGGCAGCAGCUCGACCUCUCCAGUCCGACACCCAGCCAGCCGCUUGGUGUGCAGCACUGCAUGCUGGGAUACAGGCCAUCACAAGGUAUGGUGGAGCAGAGCCAGGUGACAGGACCAUGUUGGACCCCCUCAGUGCUGCCCACAGUACACUAUCUGCUGCCCUCUUAUCAGACAGGACUGCCUUACAGGCACUUGAAGAGGCUGUCAAGGCUGCAGAGAAGUCAGCUCAGGCCACAGCCAGCAUGCCGGCUCGAGCAGGCCGGGCCAGCUACGUCAGCGCAGACCAGCUGACCCAGCCUGACCCUGGGGCAACGGCCAUCGCCAUCAUCAUCAGGGCUACCCAUGAUGCUCUCAAGGGCAACUGAAGGGCAUGAAACUGCCAGGAAUAUUCAAUCAUAUCAACAGUCAAUUAUAUCUGAGUCUUUUCUUUGAGAGAUUUAACUGUUGCAUCAAUAAGUUACAAUUUUAAAGGCAAUUUUUGUCAUAAAGAAAUAUUUCUGUCUUCCCGAUCACGAAUUUGGAAUUGACACAGUUUAAGUUACCAAAGAUUAGAUUAAAUUAUAGGGCGAUUCUUAAAUGAGUUUCUUGUGGCAGAAUUUUAUAGUCAGGUACAGAUAUCAAACUAAAACAAUUCAUACGUUUGUGAUUUAUGGUGCAUUUGAUGCACAUUUGAUAUGGACCAAGAUUGGCAUAUGACGUCAACUUUCCGUCAAGUUGAUUUGAACUAUUCGCAGACAAAAAUUUUUAAUGAUAUGUACACGAGCCCUUAGAGCGGAGUGGCAUUGUCAGAGUUCCAGUCUGUCUCAAACACGGUCUUCAGCUGCUGGUGGAUGUUGUCGUCUGCUUCGUUACCAUAGAAACCAGAGGCAGCCUCAUUAAGCAGCAGGCCAAAACCUACAUUAUCUUCAAAAUCAUCCUUCGUCCAGUCAGAAGUUCCUGUAAGUAAAGUGUAAAUCUUAGUUUUAUAAUUUCCUGACCUGAUAAUAAUGAUAAUAACAAGCUGCAUCAUUAAUUGAUAUUCUGAAUCAAAAUUGAACUGUAGAAAAUUGAAAUUUCCCACAACAUAAAAACAACACUUGGACUUUUUCAACUGCCUUUGUCAUUGGGAAUGAGGACUCGUGAAAAAUGGAUAAUAAGUCGCAGAAGUCUAUGAAUCUCUGUUGAGGGAUAGCUGUAAAGCCCUGAUGUAGGUUGAUACAUUUUAUUCCUCUUACAAGAUAAACUACAUAAUGCAAUUUGGUCACGUGCUAAUACAAAAUGUACAAUCCCCAGUGAUGGUUCAUGCAUAAGGGAAAUGGUUACCA
Molecule: messenger RNA, 2001 nt
Organism: Branchiostoma floridae (Florida lancelet)
Lineage: Eukaryota; Metazoa; Chordata; Leptocardii; Amphioxiformes; Branchiostomatidae
Product: triokinase/FMN cyclase-like
Exons: 10
Coding region: 16-1062 (348 amino acids)
Biological process (GO): glycerol catabolic process
Cellular component (GO): cytosol
Molecular function (GO): glycerone kinase activity
Source: RefSeq, a predicted model, not a curated record